Molecule: messenger RNA, 1906 nt
Organism: Mizuhopecten yessoensis (Yesso scallop)
Lineage: Eukaryota; Metazoa; Mollusca; Bivalvia; Pectinida; Pectinidae
Product: glycine-rich cell wall structural protein-like
Exons: 8
Coding region: 1-1836 (611 amino acids)
Source: RefSeq, a predicted model, not a curated record
AUGGGCACGAAUUAUAUCAGAAUGAAUACAUUUAUCUGUCUAGCCUCCUGUCUCGUGGUCGCUGUUAGCUCAGCAGGAGUAUAUGGAGGUGGCUCGGGAGGAAUGGGAGGUGGUAUGGGUGGUGGUCCAUUUGGUGGCAUGGGAGGCAUGAACGGAGGAGGCAUGAACGGAGGAGGUAUGGGCGGAAAAGGAGGAAUGGGCGGAAAAGGAGGAAUGGGCGGCGGCGGUAUGGGAGGUGGACCUUUCGGCGGUAUGGGUGGCGGACCCUUCGGUGGAAUGAGCGGCGGAAACGGAGGAAUGGGAGGCGGUAUGGGUGGCGGUCCCUUCGGCGGUAUGGAAGGCGGUCCCUUCAGUGGAAUGGGAGGAAGAAAAGGAGGAAUGGGAGGUGGUAUGGGAGGCGGCCCCUCCGGCGGUAUGGGCGGCGGUCCAUUCGGUAGUAUGGGCGGAAGAAAAGGAGGAAUGGGAGGUGAUAUGGGAGGCGGAACCUCCGGCGGUAUGGGUGGCGGACCCUUCGGUGGAAUGGGCGGAGGAAAAGGAGGAAUGAGAGGUGGUAUGGGAGGCGGUCCCUUCGGAGGAAGUAUGGGAGGCGGACCUUUCAGUGGAAUGGGCGGUGGUAUGGGAGGCGGACCUUUCGGUGGAAUGGGUGGCGGAAAAGGAGGAAUAGGCGGUGGAAUGAGUGGUGGUCCCUUCGGUGAAUUGGGAGGUGGACCUUUCGGCGGAAUGGGUGUUGGAAAAGGAGGAAUGGGCGGUGGUAUGGGAGGAAGCCCCUUUGGUGGAAUUGGCGGUGGAAACGGAGGAAUGGGCAAACCUGCCUUAGAGACCAAUAAUUAUAAGAUCGCACGUUAUUUGGUUUGCACACCAUAUCUCCUCCACAACUCCACAGGGCAGAACAUCGAGAGUGUACACAGAUUCAACGACAUGAAUACCUACAUAUGUUUAGCAGCUCUCUUACUGGUCAGCGUCAACGCUGCAGGGAAGUAUGGCGGAGGUAGUGGUGGAUUUGGCGGCAUGAGUGGAGGAGGAAGUGGAGGAUCUGGUGGAAGCGGAGGAUUUGGGGGAGCCGGUGGAUUCGGUGGAAUGACUGGUGGAGGAAGUGGAGGAUUCGGAAGUACCGGGGGAUUCGGCGGAAGUGCCAGAGUUGUUGGGAAAGGUGGAUUGAGUGGAAGCGGUGGAUUUGGAGGUAUGAGUAGUGGAGGUUUUGGAGGAAGUGGUGGAUUCGGGGGAGCCGGUGGAUUCGGUGGAAUGAGUGGUGGAGGAAGUGGUGGAUUCGGAAGUACCGGGGGCUUCGGCGGAAGUGCCGGAGUUGUUGGGAAAGGUGGAUUGAGUGGAAGCGGUGGAUUUGGAGGUAUGAGUAGUGGAGGUUUUGGAGGAAUGAGUGGUGGAUUCGGGGGAAUGAGUGGUGGUGGCUUCGGCGGAGAUGGUGGAUUCGGUGGCAGUAGUGGAUUCGGAGGAAUGAGCAGUGGAGGUUUCGGAGGAAAAGGUGGACUCGGAGGUAAGGGUAGCGGCGGCUUCGGCGGAAAUGGUGGAUUCGGAGGAAUGAGUGGUGGAGCAGCUGGAGGUAGUAGUGGAUUUGGAGGAAUGAGUGGUGGAGGAGCUGGAGGAAGUGGUGGAUUCGGAGGACAGAGUGGUGGAGGUUUUGGAAGAAAAGGUGGAUUUGGAGGAAUGAGUGGUGGAGCAGCUGGAGGUAGUAGUGGAUUUGGAGGAAUGAGCGGUAGCGGAGCUGGAGGUAGUAGUGGAUUUGGAGGAAUGAGCGGUGGCGGAGCUGGAGGAAGUGGUGGAUUUGGAGGAGUGAGCGCUGGAGGGGCUGGAAAAGGUGGAUCAGGUGGUAAAUACUAAGGAGAGACUACUAUGACAGUUGAUGAAGCAUUGUUGAGACAAAAACAUUGCAAUAAAAUCAUAAAUCUUU